CCUCUGGGGUAUGUCAUGGGACGUUUUCAAGUCAUAUGUUUAUGGAAUUCAUGGAAUAACCUGAACAUCAACAUGACGUGGAAGAAUUAUUUAACUUUUGCUGUUCUAUUGGGGUGUAUUUGCAGUUUAGUUAUUGCUGAGACAGAUGAGGACUCGUCCACUGAUUUAUAUGUCAUCGAGGGAAAAGUUUUCCCUUGGGAAGGGGCUGGUGCCACUGCCUGGCAAAUUAUGACACAUGUCAUGGCCAAUGGAGGGGAAUAUUAUGGAUUUUUGCGGGAGGAUGGCACUUUCACAAUAUCCAAUGUACCAUCGGGAUCGUACAUCGUUGAAAUAAUAAAUCCAAAUUACGCGUACGAACCGAUGCGAGUGGAGAUAAACUCCAAGGGGAAAUUCAGGGCGAGAAAAGUCAAUUUGAUUCAGACCUCUCAGGUUAUUCAGGUGCCAUAUCCUCUGAAAAUGAGACCAGUGACACCGUUCCGGUAUUUCCAAGUCAGAGAGCAGUGGAGAGUGACAGAUUUCUUAUUCAAUCCCAUGGUUCUCAUGAUGAUUCUGCCACUAGUUCUUAUCAUGAUUUUACCGAAGAUAAUGAAUGAUCCUGAGACGAGGAAGGAGAUGGAGCAGUUGAACAAUCUGACGAGCUACAACAUGCCGGAGAUGUCGGAGGUCAUUACGUCGUUCCUCUCUGGUGGAGAGAAGCAAAAACCAAAGGCUGUGAAAGCAGCAAAAAAAAGACAAUGAUAGAGCCCUUAGAUUAAUUAUCUCCGCCAUUAAUUCCUGAGUGAAUAUUACAUUUUUCAAUUCUUCGAUUCAAGUUCUGUAAACCAACAAUAAAUAAAUGGAUCAUAAUUUA
Molecule: messenger RNA, 850 nt
Organism: Fopius arisanus
Lineage: Eukaryota; Metazoa; Arthropoda; Insecta; Hymenoptera; Braconidae
Gene: EMC7
Product: ER membrane protein complex subunit 7
Exons: 4
Coding region: 16-738 (240 amino acids)
Cellular component (GO): EMC complex
Molecular function (GO): carbohydrate binding
Source: RefSeq, a predicted model, not a curated record